UCUAAAUGCCUAAUAAUUUUGCGAGAACUACUGGUAAUAAUGGAUGUAUGUAUGUGUUGUUUGGUUGUAGGAUAUUCAAGAGGUGGGAGGCAGCAGCAGCCUAAUACAAUUGUGUUGAAAGGUGUUCCAUCUCGCUGGUUUGCUGAGCCAAGAGUUUCGUCUAGGCCUUCAAUGUCGGUCACUCACAUGAUUUUUUCUACAUUUAGGAAGAUAAGAUUUUUGGCAUUGAAGAACCUUGCCACUGGUUUUCUUCAACAAGGUCCUGCCCAUUAUGAUAGUGCUCUACGCUGCUAUCUUCAAGUUGUAGAGAUUGACACCAAGGAUUCUGUUGUUUGGAACCAGCUAUGAACAUUAUCAUGCUCAAUGGGCUUACUGAGUACCUCGCGAUGGGCAUUUGAACAGGGACUCUUUUGUAGCCCCAACAACUGUAAGCAUUUUAUUUAUUUAUUUUUGGAUUUUGGUUUCUCAUAAACAACCAACUUUAUCCUAUUAGAAGUUCUGGACAUUAUGUUCUUUUUUUCUAGACAUGGAGAAGCUCUUGGAAGUAUUGAUUGCUAUUGGUGAUGAGGUUGCGUUGCGUGUCUUUCUGUCAGUUAGUUAAUUUGGAGGCAUUGGCCAUCACAUUCUCGAGCUUUGCAUGUCAAAAAUACCGUUGAAGAGUCGGAACCAAUCCCGUUUUCUCCAAGAGGUAUAGAAAAACUGAAACCAAAACAUGUUCGUCUUAAGUUCUUGGACAAGAGAAAAAGAACAGAUGAUAAUCUAGAUGAGGAUGUUGCACCUAAAAAGUUGAACCAGAAUGUAGAAUUGCAACUUGCAGAAGCUUCCUGGACAGGCCUUGUUGAUGUACUAUUGGGAAUCUUACAUCCCUUGAGUGGAUGCAGUUUUGAACAGGGGUCUGACAAAUAGUUUAGGAAUACGAAUAAACACACUACACAUUAGCUCUGUUCUUUUUCAGAUACUCUUUGGUUGAUGUAGGGUUAACAAUUGAUAUAUGAAUAAGUUUAGGAAUACAAAAAUCGAUCACAAAAUCGAACACAAUAUAUGUGAAUGGACAAGUUUUUUCACAAACCAACUUUUUAAAUUCUUGUCUAUUUAUAUGUAUUAUGUGUUUAUUUUUGUCUAUAACACAGGACCAAGUCCAGAAACACAGAAACCAAUCACAAAAUUUUAUAUAAGAUUUUUUAAAAGUGGGCUCUCCCAACACUUAAAAAUCUUAUCCAUAUGUAUUUUGUAUUUGGUUUCUGUGUUGAUAACAGAACUGAAUAAAGAGAAAAAGAUGAGAGAGAAUUAGAAUGACUAAGACUUACCAUAG
Messenger RNA from Camellia sinensis, 1312 nucleotides. The record is from RefSeq and is a predicted model, not a curated record. Lineage: Eukaryota; Viridiplantae; Streptophyta; Magnoliopsida; Ericales; Theaceae.